Molecule: messenger RNA, 990 nt
Organism: Scophthalmus maximus (turbot)
Lineage: Eukaryota; Metazoa; Chordata; Actinopteri; Pleuronectiformes; Scophthalmidae
Product: mesoderm posterior protein 1-like
Exons: 2
Coding region: 166-990 (274 amino acids)
Biological process (GO): heart morphogenesis; regulation of transcription by RNA polymerase II; somite rostral/caudal axis specification
Cellular component (GO): nucleus
Molecular function (GO): RNA polymerase II cis-regulatory region sequence-specific DNA binding; DNA-binding transcription factor activity, RNA polymerase II-specific; protein dimerization activity
Source: RefSeq, a predicted model, not a curated record
CGGAGGUGCAACCUCGCACCUCCCACCACAUAUAUGGAGCAGCUUUCCCUGUUCCUCCUCACUAUCCUCUGACAGCCUCACCAGCGACACACCCGACAGCUCACUGCUCAGGGAAGAGCCCACGACCACAGCAGCCGACCAGGACCAAAGAUACCCACAGCAGCCAUGGAAGUGUCUUACUGCUCUCCUCUCCAGCUCCAGGAGAACUCUUUCCUGUUUGACUGCGAGUCCCUGCUGGAGAAACCCUACGAUCCUGUGGCCUACGAUCCGGCCUCGGACGCUGGUUACUUCAGCGCAGGCAGCGGCCUGUCUCCCACCUCGUCUGUGGACUCCUUUUGCUUCUCCCCUACCUCCAUCCAGGCCGCAGGAGAUGAACAGGACAUCUUGGACCGCUUCAUCUUCAGCAGCCCCGAAGCGCCUCAUCUUACCCAGAACACACAGACUCUCCCCCGCCCCGGGUCCUCCUCGACCAGCCCCGCCGCAAAGAAGUCCAGGUCCCGGUAUCCGGGGAUGAAGCGCCAGACAGCCAGUGAGAGGGAGAAGCUGAGGAUGAGGGAUCUGACCAAGUCUCUCAAUCACCUCAGGACAUACCUCCCACCCUCGGUGGCGCCUGCGGGACAGACCCUGACCAAGAUCGAGACGCUGCGCCUCACCAUCCGCUACAUCUCCUACCUGUCCGCUCAGCUGGGCCUCAGCGAGGAGGGGCUCGAGCAGAGGGGUUCCCCGGGCUCCGUGGAGCCGCCGCAAACCCUCAACCAGUUCCUGGGUCAGCCAGCAGCCAGCUACAGUCCACAGGAAUCAAGCUGCAGCAACACGAGCGCGGACCAGAUGUCCUCUCUGCAGCACGCAUAUCAGGUAUGUUCAUAUCACGGCCACGAGGAUGGGCUUCACAAUCAACUGUUAACUGUUUCUAGUGAAGUUGACUUCACCAGCGAGUACUGGUUGCCACAGCAACCGCCACAGGGCGCCCCUUUCUCUGGACAGUGCUGA